Molecule: messenger RNA, 390 nt
Organism: Angiostrongylus costaricensis
Lineage: Eukaryota; Metazoa; Nematoda; Chromadorea; Rhabditida; Metastrongylidae
Source: the annotation of a GenBank genome assembly
AUGUUCGUAUUGUUCAUGAAGAGUACAGGGAAAAUGAGAGGCAACCGCUUCGGCGAGAAAUGUUAUAGAAAACGUUUCGGUGAUAGGAAAUUGCCAUCGAUUGAUGUGAUGAAGAGCUGGAAACGUCCUAAGAUCUUCUUCACGAGUAUCCAAAGGAAGAAAUCCUUCCAAGGCAACAACGCACUGGUGAAAUGGAAAAUGAAUAGGGUCUGGAAGCAGAAUUUCCCUGGAAGACUUUACUUCUUCACUCCGAAUAGAGGUUUCCCUUUUGAAGAUGUUGAUGCUCCUGAGGUUGUCGAACUUGAUGAGGUUCCCUGUUUUUGCUUAACUUUAUUCAAAGACGAUCGUGUCGGUGUCUGGAAACGUCCAUGUUUACUACACAAUAUGUGA